AUGCCAACAGCCCAGCCCCCGCCCCUCAACGUAGCCAUCAUCGGCGGCGGCCCCGGCGGUCUCGGCGCCGCCAUCGCCCUCUCAGCACUCCCGCACAUCUCUGUAACGCUGUACGAGCAAGCGCGCGAGUUGCGGGAGAUUGGCGCGGGGAUCCGCAUUGGCGCUAAUUGCUGGACUGUGCUGGGGUUGCUAGGUGCGGAGGAUGGUGUGAAGGGGCAUGUGGAAGAGAGGGUGCUGCAGAGGAAUGGGCUGAGUGGGGAGUUGCUUGCGGAGAAGAAUUUGGAUGGUGCGUUGAGUGGUGGAGGGAGCGUGAAGGAGAGGAGCGGGGUUGAGCCGCAGAGGGUGAGGAGGACGAGGUUGCAGAGUGCGUUGGUGGGUAAGGUGGGGGAGGGGAUUAUUAAGUUGGGGAGGAAGUUGGUAAGGAUGGAGAAAGUGGCGGGCGGCAAGGGGGGUUCGGUUGUGGUUGUGAGAGAGCACGUGUUUCGAGACCACAGCAUCAAGUUCACAGGCACGACUAUCUUCCGCACGCUCAUCCCCGCCUCAUCCGUAUCCCAUAUCCCUGAUAUGACGCCCGCCACAACUUGGUGGCAUGGUCCUACGGGGCACAUGUACAGCUCUCUCGUCGAUGACCCAUCGGAAUUAAGGCCGGAGGAGCAGAUGUUUGAGAUUGCUGCGAGAGAUGUGUGUGACCCGGCCACUGUGACGGGGAAGAGGUUUAGUUGGGGUGUCCCAGCUACUAAAGAACGUGUGGAGAGCUUUUUUACCGACUAUGAUCCGAGGGUGAGAGAAACGUUGGCCAUAGUCCCAGAGGGGCAGUGGAAAGAGUUCUCUGCGUUCGCGGGGCCGAGACUCGAGAAGUUGGUUGCGUGGGAGGGACGUGUCGUGCUGAUUGGUGAUGCGAGCCAUCCUUUAUCUGGCGCGUUUGGUUCAGGCGCCGCGUUUGCUUUGGAGGACGGCUGGAUUCUGGCUCGAGCUAUUGAGUAUGCGCGUGGAGACUUGCAGGCGGCGCUGGAUAUCUUUGAUGAGAUUCGGAGUCCUUAUUAUUAUAAAAUGUAUCAAUAUCUCGACCAGAUAAAGGCCAGUAUGCAGAACGCUAAAGCCGCGAAUCCGACUCAGAGCUUCGAGGAGAGUUUGGAAGCGAGGGUGAAUGCUUUUGGUGGGGAGGAUCGGCUGUCUUGGAUAUAUGGCAAUGAUAUCAAGGAUGUAUGGAGGAAAUGGGUAGACGGGAAAAUAGCAGCAAAAAGUGUGAAGUAG
This is a messenger RNA of Lachnellula hyalina, 1254 nucleotides long. RefSeq names its product FAD-dependent urate hydroxylase. Gene Ontology annotation, biological process: secondary metabolite biosynthetic process. The record is from RefSeq and is a predicted model, not a curated record. Lineage: Eukaryota; Fungi; Ascomycota; Leotiomycetes; Helotiales; Lachnaceae. The transcript has 5 exons. The coding region runs from base 1 to 1254 and encodes 417 amino acids.